Molecule: messenger RNA, 1469 nt
Organism: Amborella trichopoda
Lineage: Eukaryota; Viridiplantae; Streptophyta; Magnoliopsida; Amborellales; Amborellaceae
Gene: SOS5
Product: Fasciclin-like arabinogalactan family protein
Biological process (GO): mucilage biosynthetic process involved in seed coat development; multidimensional cell growth; abscisic acid-activated signaling pathway
Cellular component (GO): plasma membrane
Source: RefSeq, a predicted model, not a curated record
CUGUCGAGCACCCUCCUCCUCCUCCUCCUCCUCCUCCUCCACCUCUCUGCCUCCUCUUCCUCUCUCUCUCUUCACAAUGUUAACAUAACCCACCUCCUCUCCUCCCACCCCUCCCUCUCCACCUUCUCGAAUCUCCUCUCGACCACCGGCCUCGCCUCGGACCUCUCCCACCGCUCCUCUCUCACUCUCCUUGCCAUCCCGAACCCCGUUCUUGAUCCCCUUCUUCCCCAUUUCACUCCAUCCCAAUUCUCCGAUAUCCUCCGCUUCCAUGUCCUCCUCCGCUAUCUUGACCCCUCCCUCCUCCGCCAGAUCCCCCCCAGCGGCGUCCUUGUCACCACCCUCUUCCAAACCACUGGCCGUGCCGAAGAUGACAGGGGUGCCCUCAACCUCACCCGUCGCCCUGACGGAUUGAUUUCCGCCGCCCCUUCUAGGAGCCGCUACCUCAAUACUACGACGCUAGCCAAUUUUGUGACCUCUGUUCCUUACGUGAUUAGUGUAUUCUCUGUUUCGACUCUUCUAGUUCUGGAGUCUCCCGAGCUUACAACAUCGGAGACCCAUCCUCCGCCGGAGGCUUUGAUAAAUAUAACGAAGGUUUUGGCCGACUCAGGCGGGUUUGAGGUGGUGGCCGCCAUGAUAGCAGCUUCAGGAGUGGCGGCAGAGUUUGAAUCCGAUGAGCAGGGUGCAGGGAUCACUGUCUUUGCCCCGACCGACGAGGCGUUUUCCGCCCUUCCCCCUCCCGAAAAGCUCCAAGAUUUAUCAGCUGAUAAAAAAGCAGUGGUGCUUAAGUACCAUGUUCUCCAUUGCUACUACCCUUUGGGAUCUCUGGAGUCAAUUGUGAACCCAGUUCAGCCAACUCUGGCAACGGAGCAAAAGGGGGCCGGACAAUUCACGCUGAACAUCACGCGCGCGAACAACACGGUGGCCAUCGACACCGGUUUGGUGCAGGCCUCCAUAACGAGAACGGUGUUCGAUCAGAAUCCGGUGGCUGUAUUCGGGAUCUCACAUGUGCUGCUGCCAAGAGAAGUGUUUUCCGGAGUGUAUUCUUCGACAGGGGGUUCGCCAGAGUACGCGCCACCACCGGAGUUGCCUCUAGAGGCUCCGGAAACAGAGGCACAGCCGACCAGGUUCUCGGCGGCCCCCGGGAGAGACGUGGGCGCUUCCAUUGGCCGGAGGAUUGGGGUGUGGAGGGGAUUUGUGAUUAUCGGAUGGGUUUUUGCAUUUUUGUAGGGGUUUUUGCAGGUGAGAGGGUUUUUUUUUUUUUCUUUUUCUGUAAUUUAAUUUUGAUGCUGCCAAGGCAGCACAUUGAUGGAUUCUUGGAAGAGAGAGAGAAGGAAUAAAGGGGGAGGGGGUAGAGGCGCCAUUGCCACUGUAAAGGGUGGUCUAUUUUUUAUGAUUCUGUCUUUUACUUUUGCUAUCAAUCAUGAUGUAACAAAAUUAUUUUUUGUUCUUUUUCCGUUUUAUUUUAUCUG